Messenger RNA from Anneissia japonica, 1072 nucleotides. RefSeq names its product intermediate filament protein B-like. NCBI's taxonomy places the organism in Eukaryota, Metazoa, Echinodermata, Crinoidea, Comatulida, Comatulidae. The record is from RefSeq and is a predicted model, not a curated record.
AGAUGAUCUAAGUAACGAGAACAAAAUUCUUGGGAAAGAGAAUGCCAGGUUAAAGCACGAUUUAACAAAUGUUAGGCAGGUCAUGGAAGAACAGAAGGCAGACAUUUCUCAAAUCCAGACAUCUGCAUACGAUAAUGAUGUUAAACAAAGAGAGAUGCAGUGGAAAGUGGAACAGCUAACCAAAGAACUGACAAUGGAGAGAGAUAUACAAGAUAAACUAGAGAAAAGCUGUGAUGAAAAAGAUCUGAAGAUCCAUGAUCUGAAAAAAGAACUGACAUUGAGAGAUGACAAAAAGAAGAUAGAGGAGCUCAGAAAUUCAAGGAAUGAUGGCCAUACAAGUGAUCAAAGUACUGCUGUUGAUCUGGAACACAUGAUGAAGGACUUGAGCUCAGAGAUCAAAUCUGCAAUGAAGAAGUCUGCUGCACGGGAGAAUGAUUCUGAUGAUAAGAAAAAAAACAAUGAACUUGAGAUGAAGGUUCACAUUCUUCACAUGCAGCGAUUAGCAGACAUGGAGAAAAUCAGUCAACUACAGGGCAACCUCAAGGAUGUCACCAGCAAACUGGAGAGAAAGGACCAUGAAACUAGCUCACGCAACAUUGCUGACAGGACUAGCCCCAAUGCAACAGACAUCUGCCAGGCUCUUGCUCGUGCCCAAGUCCGAGCAUACGCUAUGAGUCUAAAUGAAACCCCCCUCUACCAGUUUGAAAGUUCAAAUCUCAGCGGACUUCAAGCACCUGGAUUUUCUUUCACAAGCCCUAACAUGAGAACAUCAACCCCGAACCGUAGUGCGCACAAAGGUUCAGAAAAAAAGUUGUUUUGAUAUAUUUAACAUUUUAUCUAUAAAUAUACAGUAUCUAAUAUUCACUAAUAUUAUAUUUGUGUUAUUGUGCAAUAGUGAUUCUAAAUCAAUGCAUUUAUAAAAAUAUAUUUUCUUAAAUGAAUUUCAAGAUUAUUUGUUAUAUAAAACUCAAGAAAUAUUUAUGAUAUAUAGUUUUAAUUAUAAUAGUACUGUAUUACAAAAUAAAAUAUUAUUUGCCAAAUGAACAAUUAUAUUACAAAUGGAAAAGUAUAU